AUGCCAAAUCCCCAGAAAAAUGGAACCUUUUAUUUAAAAGAGGUUAAGGAAGCAAUAAACUAAUAAUCCACUACUUCCUAAGCUGGAUACCAAAAUGCAUUGCUUGACUUAUCCUGGUUGUGGCAAGAGUUGAUUGCUCCUUUUUUAAUUUAUUAUGGACCAGGACCUGUCGUAUAUCCAUUCCCAUCUGUUCAAAUGAUUGAAGCCGGAGGAAUAGUUGGCCCAACAUGGAAAGAUUAUGGACUACAGAAUUACUUUGGAAGAGAAAGUAUUAUGCCAAGAGUUGAAUCUUUGAUGGAGGAAUUGUAUGUUAAUUCUCCUUACGGGGAAGAUAGAGAGAGUAUGGGGCCUAUAAAAUAUAGUGAAAUUUACAAGAUUUACAAAUCUAAAUAGUGA
Messenger RNA from Stylonychia lemnae, 396 nucleotides. Lineage: Eukaryota; Ciliophora; Spirotrichea; Sporadotrichida; Oxytrichidae. The record is from the annotation of a GenBank genome assembly.